Aegilops tauschii subsp. strangulata is the source of this 862-nucleotide messenger RNA. Its product is annotated as structure-specific endonuclease subunit slx1. Lineage: Eukaryota; Viridiplantae; Streptophyta; Magnoliopsida; Poales; Poaceae. The record is from RefSeq and is a predicted model, not a curated record.
CUUUUGUUACGGCCCAUGAACAACAACCCUCGGCGGCCCAUUGAUGAGAAGCCCUAUACUCCAAGUCUCCAUUUCGUAAAUUUCGUCCAUGGAUGCUUCCCCUUCCCCUGGAGAGGAGGCCCCCCCGUCGCCGGCGAGGUGAGAGAUGACCUCUCCGCCACCUUCCGGGUCGCCAAAAUUCCCCGCACCACCCUCCCUCCGAAGUCUUGCAAGGCCACCCCCUCCUCGGUAUCGGCCUCCCCCGCCCCCGCGUCCGGAGAUCCACCGCCCAAGGCCGCCAAGAAGAAAAAGGAGGCGGCGCCGUGGUGCGUCUACCUCAUCGCCUCCUCCCUGGCUCCCCGCACAUACGUCGGCGUCACGACCGACUUCCCUCGCCGCUUGAGACAACAUAAUGGCGAGUUAAAAGGUGGUGCCAAAGCCUCUUCUGCUGGGAGGCCAUGGAAUCUCGCAUGCCUUGUCGAAGGCUUCACCAACAGAAGUGAAGCAUGUGAGUUUGAGUCGAAAUGGAAGAACAUCUCGAAGAAGAUGACACGGAAGAGGAGUGAGCCUGGCUUGAACUCAGUGUUGCAGCACCGGGAAGUGGCACUGAGCAGAGUAAAAACCAUUCUGGAUUGCAACCACCUCAACAUCAAAUGGCACUCAAGCUGAGGUCGUUUCACCAAUUGUUGUAUGUAUGUACACAUGUUUUACUAUGCAAGAAAUUGCCCAUUAACUUAUGAAGUUGGCGAGGUUUUUUUGUAGAGGCUUUUCUGCUUCCAUGGUUUUGUACAAAAAAAGUUCCCAUGUCUUGCAGCUCAAAUGAUCAUGCUGGCAACUGUAUUUGCUAAGAAGGCAGCUGAAUCGAGUGAGCUGGUGAUUGCAA